Messenger RNA from Lasiodiplodia theobromae, 1140 nucleotides. RefSeq names its product Hydroxymethylglutaryl- lyase. Gene Ontology annotation, biological process: ketone body biosynthetic process; L-leucine catabolic process. The transcript has 2 exons. The record is from RefSeq and is a predicted model, not a curated record. Lineage: Eukaryota; Fungi; Ascomycota; Dothideomycetes; Botryosphaeriales; Botryosphaeriaceae. Gene Ontology annotation, molecular function: hydroxymethylglutaryl-CoA lyase activity. The coding region runs from base 1 to 1140 and encodes 379 amino acids.
AUGUCAUUCAUCGCGCGAAGAACCUGCCGGAGGCUUGCCCGUCCCACGUUCCCAACCUUUACGCGCCGUUGUCUCUCGGCCCCGACAUCAGAUCAUGUCCGUCUCGUCGAGGUCGGCCCGCGCGAUGGUCUCCAGAACGAGAAGACGAGCAUCCCCGUCAACACCAAGAUAGAUUUCGUCAAUCGUCUGGCCACAACUGGCUUGAAGGUGAUAGAAGCUGGCAGCUUUGUCAGUCCGAAAUGGACACCUCAAAUGGCCAAUUCCUCCGAGAUACUCGAGCACAUCCUCAAAACUCCCCCCAAAUCGACCGAGCCUAUAAUCUACCAGUUUCUCAUGCCCAAUGAGAAAGGCCUCGACAACUUCCUCAAUGUCUACAACGCCCACGUCGCUGCCGCCACCGACAAAGGCCCCGCACUAAACACCUCGUCACAAGACCCCAACGCCAUGCCCUCCGCGGCCUCUGGCGCCGCCGCCAUGUCCCCGACCCCGGAGAUCGAAGUCUCCAUCUUCACCGCCGCGACCGAGACGUUCACGCGCAAAAACACCAACUGCAGCAUCGCCGAAUCCCUGCAGCGCUUCGAGCCGCUCAUGGCGCGCGCCCGCGACAACAAGCUGCGCGUGCGCGCCUACAUCUCGGUCGCGCUGGGCUGCCCGUACGAAGGGCCGAACGUGAACCCGCACGCGGUGGCGGACCUGGCCGUGUCGCUGCUCGAGCUGGGCGCCGACAUCAUCUCCGUCGCCGACACGACGGGCAUGGGCACCGCGCCCCGCACCCGCGAGCUGCUGCGCACCCUGCAGGCCGCCGGCGUCGAGCGCCAGGACCUCGCCCUGCACUUCCACGACACGUACGGCCAGGCCCUCGUCAAUACGGUUGUCGGCCUCGAGCACGGCGUGCGCGAGUUCGAUGCUGCCGUUGCGGGGCUCGGUGGCUGCCCGUACAGCCCUGGCGCCACCGGCAACGUCGCGACUGAGGAUCUCGUGCACCUGUUUGAGAGUUUGGGCCUGCGGACCGGCGUGGAUAUUCAGAAGUUGGCGGAGGUGGGCAAGUGGAUUUCAGGGGAGAUUGGGAGGACCAAUGAGAGCAGGGCAGGUAAGGCGACCCUGGCGAGGAUCGCUAGGGAGAAAGGGGAGGGGUGUUGA